Molecule: messenger RNA, 5326 nt
Organism: Pimephales promelas (fathead minnow)
Lineage: Eukaryota; Metazoa; Chordata; Actinopteri; Cypriniformes; Leuciscidae
Source: RefSeq, a predicted model, not a curated record
CCGAAACAGUGGAUGGAGAGGGGAGAGGGUUGAAAACAGGAUUCUUCUAACCCUUCUGUUUAUUCGCUGCCUAUAGGUCUGCGCGUGUGCUUACUCCCAUCACCCCCCCCCCCCUUUCCCAUUGGCUGCUUCCUUCUCCCACACACGGAUAUGGACACACACACACACGCGCGCGCGCGCGCUCAGAGCUCAGACACUAUAGAGUUGACGUUCUUGAGCGGAGGUCGAGAGAGGGACAGAUGGGAUCCACACACACACACACACACGCGGCGCUCCGUGCAGCAUUGAUCGCGACUGAGUGAGACCUCGGGAAGAGACUCUCUGCCAUGGAAAAGAGAAGAGAGUGAAAAUCAGUGACAGUGAGACGGAGGAAAGAAGAUGCCAUGGAAUGAGCAGGAUGGGGUUGAGAAGCCUGGGCACCUGAAGACAACAACAAGAUCGUUUUCUCUUCGCCAGCGCUUCUGAAACGGACCGUCUCGAGUGUUUUCAGGGCACUCGUGCUCGGGGCGAACGGGAAGUUUCUGAUGGUCCAGUUCUGUUCCUGUCGAAAGAAAACGAUGAAGUGAACGACACAAGCAAAGGAACCCAAGGACAAAUGUGAGGGAUAAAGUCAACUUAAAGAGAUGCAUUGCCCAGUCAAGAAAUGCUACACCAGCGAGGACUGUGCACAAAAGCUUUGAGUUGGAAAGUAGGGCAUUAAAGGUGUCUGGAUAUCCUCUCACUGGUCAGCCUGAAAACUGUUUCCUAUUGAUAUUUUAUUUGCCUUGAUGUUUUUAGGACAAGCAUCCGUGAGAGCUAUGUGACAUGAGAUUUUCCUCUCGGCUAUGAAACCAUGAUGCAGACUUCUGUGACAUACUCGCAAGCCUUCCCUGCCAAAGGUUCAUGCUCUUCAGGACUCACACAAAGAGAGUUUCACAAAGGUUGCUCAUUGAGUGUUUAAGUGCCCCUGUGGACUAAUGGGGCUAAAGCUCAGGAUACAACCAGUCCCUCUUUUGCAUAUAAAGACACUUGCUUAUAAAUACUCUUCGUGCCAAAACCAGGACCUACUCUGACAGCAUUACCACAAAGACUUAAACAGAAACCCUCAGUCAUGUGACCUGAGGAAAGGACCAGUCACAUGCUCUGCUGCCAUCGGCUGGUCUGUUUAAUUUUUAAUUUUUUUGUUACUGCAGCACUUACCAUGUUCAGAGUUUGCCAAAUGUCAAAUAUACUGUGUGCUACAACUGAAUUUUCUAUCUAAUUAAUUGUUUAUUCACAUUUGACUUGUGAAAGCAGACAAAAACCCUACGCAGUCAAAAUUUACAUCUAUGGUCCAUAAGCUACUCUUGGAUAACAUGGUGAGCAAAGAGCCUAACCAUUUGCCAACUGUUCACAGCCACAGCAAUGGCAACCCAGACAAAACACCCACAACCGUGACUGUGCGCUCAGUCCUCCUCAACCGAAACUCUCCAGAUAUUGAAAGCAGACUUAAACGCAGGCGGAACCGCACGCAGCAGGUACGCUUUAAAGAUUUGGAGGAUGACGAUGAGUCUAAGGAUAAAAAUGAAAAGGUGAGGAGUAAGAGUCCAACAGAGGUUCCAAACUGGCAGAAAGAGCUAACAAAUGGGCCCUCGCUGGUGGGAGCGGUCCGUGGAGACAUGGAAAAGACAAUUGGUGCCGUAACAGCGUUUCUGAAGAGAGCACCACCGCACCCACUUACCCCUGGGCCUACCAGACGCUGCUGGGUCCCAACGCAUCCAUGUUCGCUCACACUGCCGCUGCCAACUCAGCCAUGCAGGAGUACAGCCAUCCAAACCUCACCCAGUUUGCAGAAGCCUCCCUCGCUCUCGGCCACACAGACUCGCAGUCACAGCUUGGGGGGAGGCUGGGAUGACGAAGACUCCUCGGAUGAGUUGACCGCACAGCCUUGUAGAUCACGGAAGAGUCCUGUCCAACAUUGUACCCCCGCCGAGCAAUCAAGGUGCCAGAAAACCGAGGACAAUCAAACUGCCUCUGUGGGUACAACAACACAACCUGCGCCACAAAAACAGUCUAGAAGGAGAGGGAGGAGGAAAUCCUUAAACAGAGCAGCAAGUGAUCCUGGGAAACAUGAGCUUCCUUGUACUUCUCCAACUAAAACUGUGCACAGAAGCCAUACACUUUCUAACCAACCUAAGAAACCCACACCCAAAGCUGUGGCACACAGAACUUCGUCAGAUAUCGUGCCUCCACAGCGUUCCCCCACACCCAACACACUUCAUAAUACGCAAUGUAGUGUCUCUUCCACACAGACUGAAGUAAGCAGUGAUUCAAAAAUCCCAGCCAACGCAACCUCUUUGCAAACAGAGGUAGAUCCUGCAUCUUGUCCAUUGUUUCCAUGUCCCAAAGAAACAUCACUAUGUUGCCCACCAGAGAACAUAAUUUCGACCCCCUCUGUACUGGAGCCUUUGUGCACUACCACAGCACAAGUCAUGUCCACUGACACCACACACAGGCAAUCAUGCAUGUCUCCAACUGAAUCUACAGGGCGUUGUUGCACACCUGCUAUUCAGACUACGGCAAAUUGCAAGACUCCCCCAAUACCUGAUUCCAAAUGCAUUUCAGAUUCAUAUACAGAUCCCACAACUCCUGCUCAAUCCAGACCCGGUUGCCAAAAACUGGAGGAAACCAUUCCAUGCUCCAGCAAUGCUGGCUUCAAGACAACAUCCUGUUCUCAAGGAGAACCUGCAGUUGCCUCUACGGUCACUUCCACACAGCCUUGCCAGAAGACUCCAACACAACCCAUGGCAUGCGGUAACACCUCAAAUCAACCUGUGUACUCUGUGAUAUCUCCAACUCAACCUGUACCUCCCGUUCAGUCGGUGCCAUGCUGUGAGGUUUCUAAUCAGAAUGAGCCAUUGAUUAGGACCCCUACCCUUCCUGUCCAAACAGUGCAAUCUCCUUUAUCAGCAACACCUGUUCACCCCACAUCAUCUUGCAAAAUUCCUGUGCAGUCUAUACCACACGGUGUCAAAGACAAACCAACAACAGUUGGCUCUCCCACACGACCUGCAGCAUCUCAUAAGAUUCCUACCCAAACCCUCCCUCACAAUUUGAAGUCAUUUCCUCCCGAGGCAACCUGUGCCACCCCUGUCUCACACUUCAAAGGCCCCAUUGCAGCACCCACCAUCCCUAUUGCACAAACUGCCGUACAUUGCGUUUUGGAUCAACAAAAUGCGGUAACCAAUGUGACACCUUCCAUACCAGUUCUGAUUUGCAACCCUUCCACACAACCGGCACCAGGUAAAUUUUCAGUUCGAAUACUGCCACACUGCAACUCCAGUAUGCAAAAUGCAGUGUCUUGCAGUAGUCCCUCUCCAAUCGUGCAACAGCUUAAGACUCAAAAUCAAACGGUACCACACUCCAAAUCAUUCCCACAGAAUAUGUCACCCAUUCUCUGUCCACGUGAGGCAAUGAUGUAUGCUAGUAAACCCCAAGAAACUGUGCUUCCCUCGGCUAAUUUCAGGCAUUCCUUACCUCCUUACGCCUGUCCGCCACAGACUGCUCUGCUGUACUCUAACACUGGGGUGAGUCACUCCCCCCCUCAGGCCUUCUGCUACACUCAGGACAGACGAGACAGGAGAGAGUUCAUGCUUCCUCCCCCACCUCCUCCUCCACCCCCUCCAUACACCCCCCGCAAAGAGGGCACCUCAACUCCAGGACAGCCCCGCAAGCCUCCCGUCCCCAAAGCUGAGAGCAACAACACAGACAAGGGCCGAGUGAAAACUGGGGUGGCGAAGCCGAUUGUUGAAGCAGGAACUCACCAUCAGGCAGGUGAAACUCCACCUCCUGUCCCUCCCAAAUCUAAGGCAAGAGCUACAGUGAGGCCCACAUGUUUAAGCAGCCGACGGGCGAUCCUCGGCCCUGAAAAUCAGUUGCCUCCUGCUGCGGGGACGAAUCCCCAGGCCCCUCUUGGACCAGCAGAAGGCCAAGCGGACACACUGCGGCAGGUGCAGGAGCUACUGGGUGGGCUCAUGUCUGGGGCUAUGUGUAAGCUAGACCUGGCAAAGGCAAAAGAGAAACUGUUCGGCCCAAACGGCCCUCUGUACGACAUUGGGGCUCUGCAGUCUCAGCUGCACAGCCUGGAAGGGGUGUUGGAAACCAGCCAGAACACCAUCAAGGUUUUACUGGACGUCAUUCAGGAUCUGGAGAAGAAGGAGGCAGAGCGAGACGGAAGACACUCAUACCGAACGGGACAGGACAUUGAGAACUGUGGCACCUGCAGAGACUGCGCCUGUAUCAUAUACAGCGUGGAGCACGACUUCCGGCUUCAGGAGGGCCAGGUGACGCGAGCGUGGAAGGUUCCGGAGCAGCAGGAAUCGGAGCAAAGCUCUCCGCAGCUGGUCUUUCCUCCUCCACGCCAGCAGGACUCUCCACAGGCCCUCCAGACGGUCAAGAAGAGCCGCAGGAAAUGCUUCUGGUUCCUCUGAACACUUUACAUGCAGGACGUGACAUCAUUAGUCAACAAGGAUGGUUUUCCAACCAACCUCAAGCCUCUUCUCUUCCGGGUCCCGUUUAGAGGCACAUCAUCCGCUACAUGCGUUCCUUGACGAGGAGCCCUUAUUUAUUAUCUUUUUUUAAAGCAUCUUCUGUAAUUUUUUACAGAAGGCAAAUUUUUUAAUGUUGUGGGCUUAAAGGCUGCUUGCUUUGAUAUUUCAGAUUUAUAGUCCAUGGAGAGAAUUAAAAACUUUCCACCUAAAAAAAAAAACAUCCUUUAAAAAAAGAAAAAUCUGUCAUUAUUUCCUUUAUAAGUGAAUUACAGGUACACUCUCUUGCUGUGAAUCAUUUUUAGCCAAAGGCCUAACAUCACUUUCUGCACCUUUGAAGUCUGUUUAUUCUGCUUUCAUUUUCCAGAUUCAUGGUGGUAAUCGUAGUCUCAAACUCACGAGAGGGGGAGAAGGGGCUUUUAGUUGGUUCAUGUACCCUUUGAGCCAGUAUUUAUUACCUGAACUUCACAACAGUCAGUGAUUGAUUCACAGUGACAGCAGGAGACAGGACGAUAAGGACAGACGACAUUAAAGAAAGAGAGACAGAAUUACAGGUAAGAAAUGGAAGCCAGUUACUGAUUCAUCAUUUUGGAGCAAUGAGGGUCAAAACACCAGCUUUUAUACUAUGAAAACGUUUCAACGAAUCAUUUAUUCCACAUGCUUAACGCUUUUAUGUAGACGAUCUAACAACUAUACACGCACGGCGAUAUUAAGGCAGAGAUAAUGGGGGAGAAAGUGGAUUUAAGAGGUGUGUCAUUUCAUUCUUUGUGAAUGCCUAAUUUCAGAAUCCAUUAAAAAGCUCUAUAAAAUAUUUUACUACC